ACACCACUCCAACACUCCCCUGGGCUAAAGAAUGUUCAGUAGCUUGUGCGCCGGUCUGACUCUCCACUAUCAGCUUUUAUGCUUCUCGAUUACGACUCGUCCCCACGAGUGAAGCAGCAUUUGAUUGUUGGCAAGAUUCAUGGCUGUAAGACAGUCUUAUUUAUGAUUCUUUUCUCUUCAGUUCAGCAAAGAGCAAAAGCAGUUGAGUGCAGAGGUAGCACCCGAUCUUAAAGCAAGGAGAAACUGGCAAACACGAAGGGACAGAGAUUGAUACACUUCCUUCAUCGUCGCAUACAAUGUCUCGUCCUGCACAUAGAAGACCAGAAUACCAUAAAAUAAACAAAGAUCUCUUUGUCCUCACCUAUGGAGCUCUGGUUGCCCAGCUCUGUAAGGAUUAUGAAAAAGAUGAAGAUGUGAAUAAAUACUUAGAUACAAUGGGAUACGGUAUUGGAACACGGCUGAUAGAAGACUUUCUGGCUCGGUCAUGUGUGAGAAGAUGCCAUAGUUAUUCAGAAAUUACAGACAUAAUUGCCCAGGUUGCUUUCAAGAUGUACUUGGGGAUCACACCAAGUGUGACCUGUAACAAUUCCAGCAGGAAUGAAUUUUCCCUGAUUCUAGACAAGAAUCCUCUGGUAGAGUUUGUGGAAGAGCUCCCCGCUGGCCGAUCCUCUCUGUGCUACUGCAAUUUACUCUGUGGGAUUAUCAGAGGUGCCCUGGAAAUGGUUCAUUUGGCUGCUGAUGUUACAUUCUUGCAAGACAGACUAAAAGGCGACAGUGUGACAGAAAUAGGAAUAACAUUUCUAAAAAAGUUAGAUGAGAGAAAAUACAGACGGAAAAAAUGAAGAAUAGCAUGCAAAAUGCCACGGGCUGGCUGGUUGGGGAAUUAAUAUUAGCUCAACAUAUAUAGCCAUAUAAAUUUUGAAUUGCUUAAUAGCAUGGAAUUUAAAAGGCGUAUAAAUCAGCUAGAAAUUUGAAAUGCAGAGCAUUAAGAUUUAAAUCUUUUUUUCUUUGCUUAUAAAUCACACAUUUUCAAUUUCAAGUCCAAAAGAUUUCAUGUACAAAUAAUUCCUUGUAAGAUAGCAAGCAUGAAUUCUACAUAUUACAUAAUCUGUCCUAAGAGUGUCUCUAUAUUUCAUUUACUUACGGUAAGAAAAAAAAGUUUACCACUUACACAGCCGGUGUAUUUAUCCCUUCUUAUUGGAAAAAAGAAUGAAGUGAUACAAUAUAAAGUUCAUUCUAUUAAGACAAUUUCUAGAUAUUGUAUAUUGCACUACCCAUAGAAACAGUGCCAUUAUAACAUUUUUCCAUAUUUUUAAGAAACUAUAGAUAGAUGAUUUUUCUCAUAUUGGUUUGGCUUAUAGCUUCAGCCUCCUGAAGCUACUCUUAGUUUAUAACUAUCAAGGCAAGCUAUUUACUUAUAUGCUAAUUCUGAAAUAAAAUAGCUUUUAAUUUUAAUUCAUUUAAUUUUGAGACAACUGAUACUAACCAAAUCCUUUCCUUUUCUCAUGAAAUAUUGCUGAUGGUCAGGCCAGGAAAUUCCUAAAAUGAGAGGUAAAUAAUGUACUUUGAUAAUACUUUCUUACCUCAAAGCUUAUUCAGUUAGACCUUUUAGGAUCAUUUUUAUCCCCUGAAAAUCAUACAAAGUAUAUUUUGUUUGUAACCAGAACAUAUUUCAAAUUCAAAAUGUACUGGACAAAUAAACAAUAAUCUUUACCAGAUCACGAGCAUACAGCAGUCCAGAAGUAGAGAACUCAGAUUACAAGUAAAAGUUACAACUAGUGGGGAACCAUUAGUUAAAACUUGCAUAUGUGAUACAGUAGUGAUAGACCUCAACUGGGACUCGGGAGCCUGAACAUGCAGCCCCAGCGCAGUUUCUAGUGGUAUCAGCUGAUCCUGACUGGUGGCUGGUCCUGGGGAAGGCAUGUCAUCUCUCAGCCUCUCUCCGUCUGUCUCUCUGUCUCAUUCAUCUGUAAAAUGAAAGGACUGGACAUAAUAAAUGUCAAAAAAACUAGGAGAAAGAAGACUGGGGGAAAUGGUUUGUUCCUCACCUACCCAGAUGUCUCUUCAAAAGGACGCUGAGGUAGGUAUUAAGGACCAAACAAUAUCACUUAUGCAGCUGCAGCAUCAGCGGAAGUAUUUUCAAGCCAGUUCUGCAGAAGACCAGGAGUAGAAUCUGGAAGAACAUUAUCUGAUACCAGAAGGGAUAUCAUAAUGCCAUGUAUUUUAAACUGAUGCCUUCAAGAAAAAUAUUUGCCUACAAGCCAUUCCAAAGCUUCUUUCGGGAUGUUUUCAUCUCCUGCUCAGUGUCCUCUUUCUCCAUAAUAGUACACUCACCCUUCCAGGAACCCACAAUAUUCAUGUCUAUGGGCCUCCCUCUUAGGUCGUCAUCCAACUAGCUGUCUUGAAAAUGUUCCAUGCCCUGGAGUAUUCUCCUACCUGUCUACAGCCUCCUUUCCUUUCUCCCUCAACCCAGCCGUCAGAAUUCCCUUAGACCAAUGUCUUCAUUCCCUACCCUUGAAAGCAGCUUAUCUGAUUCUCUCCAUGAUGCUGAGCAUUGGAACUGGUGAUGGCUUCAGAGUGAGGUUUGUUCUCCAUCCUUUUUCUGUUUUCUUCACCCUGGGGAAGGAAGCAAGUCUCCUGGCACUGAACUUACGCUAUGAAAGAUGAUCUAUAUAACCAAGAGAAUGUCUUAUUUGUAUUCACUAGGCGCUCUAUCUUGAAGAAUGUGAGAAUCUAGAAAGUAUUGUUCAUCAGAAUUUUGACAACUACUUAUAUAGAUUUUCUAAUAGCCACAUUAAAAAAAGCAAAAAGAUAAAUUAAGGUUAAAAAAAGUUAACAAGUUGAGGGGAGGAUGGAGCCCAGAGGUAGAGUGUGUG
Vicugna pacos (alpaca) is the source of this 2876-nucleotide messenger RNA. RefSeq names its product trafficking protein particle complex subunit 3L (gene TRAPPC3L). Lineage: Eukaryota; Metazoa; Chordata; Mammalia; Artiodactyla; Camelidae. The record is from RefSeq and is a predicted model, not a curated record. Gene Ontology annotation, cellular component: TRAPP complex. Gene Ontology annotation, biological process: Golgi vesicle transport.